UUCCCUAAGUUCCCUUCCCUUCCCCUCCCUCGUUGAGACUGAGAGCCGCCGCCGCACCCCCCCUCCCUCGCUGAGACUGAGAGCCGCCGCCGCCCCCCUACCUCGCCCCCCCUCCCUCGCUGAGAGCCGCCGCCGCCGCCCCCGCCCCCCCUUUUCCCUCGCUGAGAGCCUGAUAGCCGCCUCCUCUCGGUGUCGUCGCCUCUUCAACGACCGGCCGGCGGCUCUUCGCGUCCUUCUCCCCCGGACGGCAACCUCUGCGGCUCCGGUCACCGACUCACAGUCACCGGGGAUUUUUCGAUCAGGCAUUACUCUAUCAGAAGGCAUGGCGACUAGAAAUAUUGAUACCAGUAAUGCAAGGAAGAAGGAAGUGAAGAAAGAAACUCGUCUAGGUUUGACCUAUAAGAAAGAUAAGGAUUUUGGAGAAUGGUAUUCUGAGGUUUGUGUUGCUGGCGAAAUGAUUGAAUACUAUGACAUUUCUGGCUGCUAUAUCUUAAGGCCAUGGACGAUGGCAAUCUGGGAAAUGUUACAAGCAUUUUUUGAUCCAGAAAUAAAGAAGAUGAAUAUCAAGAAUGCGUAUUUCCCUCUUUUUGUAACUGAGAAUGUUUUACAAAAGGAGAAAGAUCAUAUAGAAGGUUUUGCUCCUGAGGUUGCUUGGGUUACUAAAUCUGGACAGUCUGAAAUGGAAAUUCCUGUUGCAAUCCGUCCUACAAGCGAGACUGUUAUGUAUGCAUAUUACUCUAAAUGGAUAAGGGGGCAUCGUGACUUACCAUUGAAGCUUAACCAGUGGUGCAAUGUCGUGAGAUGGGAAUUCAGCCAUCCUACUCCUUUUAUCAGGAGUCGAGAGUUUCUUUGGCAAGAAGGGCAUACAGCUUUUGCGACAAAAGAUGAAGCUGAUCAAGAGGUUCUUGAAAUUUUGGAAUUAUAUCGAAGGAUAUAUGAAGAAUUGCUUGCAAUUCCAGUUAUCAAGGGAAAGAAAAGUGAGCUAGAAAAAUUUGCUGGCGGUUUAUAUACUACAAGUGUUGAGGCUUUUGUUCCAAAUACAGGUCGUGGGAUACAAGGUGCCACCUCACAUUGUCUUGGUCAAAAUUUUGCAAAGAUGUUCCAGAUAAAUUUUGAGAAUGAGAAAGGUGAAAAGGCUAUGGUCUGGCAGAAUUCUUGGGCAUACAGCACGCGCACGAUAGGGGUGAUGGUGAUGGUUCAUGGAGAUGACAAAGGCUUGGUUCUGCCACCUAAAGUAGCAGCGGUCCAAGUUAUUGUGAUUCCUGUACCAUAUAAGGAUGCUGAUGCACAGGCCAUCUUUGAUGCCUGCACAUCGACAGUUGAUACACUAUGUAAAGCAGGUUUCAGAGCUGAGGUGGACUUAAGAGAUAAUUAUUCACCUGGUUGGAAGUACUCUCACUGGGAAAUGAAAGGUGUUCCAUUGAGACUCGAAAUUGGGCCAAAGGAUUUAGCAAAUAAUCAGGUAGAUAAGGAGCUGAUUAUUUUUUUGGUACAUAGUUAGUUUUCUUUGGUAGCA
Messenger RNA from Phoenix dactylifera (date palm), 1516 nucleotides. NCBI's taxonomy places the organism in Eukaryota, Viridiplantae, Streptophyta, Magnoliopsida, Arecales, Arecaceae. The record is from RefSeq and is a predicted model, not a curated record.